GGGAUAGCGGAAAGAGACAUUAUGGGAUAGCGGAAAGAGACAUUAAGGGAUAGCGGAACGAGACAUUAAGGGAUAGUGAAACGAGACAUUAAGGGAUAGCGGAAAGAGACAUUAAGGGAUAGUGGAACGAGACAUUUAGGGAUAGCGGAACGAGACAUAAAGGGAUAGUGAAACGAGACAUUAAGGGAUAGCGGAAAGAGACUUUGAAGGAUUAUGGAACGAGACAUUAAGGGAUAGCGGAACGAGAAAUUAAGGGAUAUCGGAACGAGAAAUUAAGGGAUAAUUUGAAAGCUUCUGUUGAUGCUGAUUUAACAUUUGACCAGCAAUGUACAUAUUAAUUCAAUUAAUGUCGAUUGAAUAACAAAACCACCAAAUAACGAAUGGUCGCAAUUAUUUAGGCGAAAAAACCCACACCAAAAUGACAUCUUGCUGCUAUAGGUUUCCGCUAUGUGAACCGAAAAAUGUACAUUACAUAACUACACAUGAAUGUUAUUCAAAUAUCAGACAUGAUCACAGGUGACAACUACAAUAACAGUGAUAUGAAGUUUGCCUGACCAUAAGAAAUGUCACUUGAGUCAAAGCCACGUGUAGUCAGGCGCCAUAGACGCGCAGCAAGUGAUGAUGAAUAUAACCCAAGACAAUGCCGCCAUUCGCGUCCACGCUCAAACCUUAAGAUGAAGGACUUUAUGUCGCCAGAAGCAGCGCCAUCCGCCAUAAAUUUAAAAGAACUGGAUCCUGGAUUACAACACAGUUCAUCCAUGCAGUCAUUGGCCAUGGAAAUAAUCGAGCCAAACCUAGACGAUUCAUUCCAGAAAGAGGUAGCAGAGAAAACACAGAUGUAUUUUGUAGGUAGACAGGAGGCAGAGGUCGAGGUUCUGAUUGAUAGAAUUGUCAAAAAACAAGGAAGUAAAGAUAAGGCCUUGUUGUAUGUUGUCUCAGAAAUCGACAAUGAAAAUAAGGUUCAACUUUUGGUGAAUACCUUACUUCAUAGAGGUGCAAACCCAUCUGCAAGUAACACAGAGCUGAAAACUGCACUUCAUUUCGCUGUCAGCAAGAAUUACAGAGGCGUUUGCAAUAAAUUACUAGAGAACGAUGCUUAUCCGAACGCACGGGACAGGAAUGGAGAUAUGCCUUAUACUGUGGCAUACGACAAAGGAAACGACACCAUUGCAUCGAUGUUGAUAUUGUAUAUGUCAAAUAUAGAGGUUCGGCGAUUGUAUACAUCAGAUGGUUCCUGUCCGUCAGAAUUUAGCUUUCAUCACCUUAUAAAUACAGAUAUGCAGAGUACCAUUUUAGCAGUAUUGGAUUGUUUAAUAGAACCACUAAGUCCCAGUGGUCACAUGACAGUAUAUUAUCAUAUCUUAGAAUCAGAUGAGAAAGGACGAACACCUAUACAAGAUGGCUUCAAUAAAAAAUCAAAAUCACCUUUGCAGAUGAUAGCAAAAAGUGGUAACAAGACCUUGGUUUACCACGAUGUUGUCAGGUUGCUUAUACGAAGGAAAUGGAAAAAAUAUGCAAGGUUUAGAUUUCAAGUUAACUGUGUCUUAUAUAUCAUUACUCUGCUGGCCAUGACAUUCUCGUCCGUUGUGGCUGUUUCCGCACCAGACCCUUUGGUAUAUGAUACUCCGUUACAGAUUAGCAGAGCAGUCACAGAAGUAUGGACAUGUUUUAUGGCAUUUGUUACUUUUUUAUCCGAAAUGAAUCAGCUAAGAAAACACAAGUUAGAAUACUGGCAUGAUGCAUUUAAUUGGAUAGAUUUGUUCUCUUCUUUGCUUAUAUUAUCGGCUCUCCCACUUAGAAUUUUAGAAUUCAACGAACAAUGGCCCGUGCUGUCUGUGGCAUACCUGUUAUGGGUAUUUCGAAUUUUUAAAUAUGCAGCAGUAUUCAGACAAACAGGUGCUUAUGCUCAGAUUUUAUGGCGGAUUUUAGCUCAUGAUUUUAUUCAGUUUACCAUUGUAUUCCUUGUUAUAUUGUUGGCAUUUAGUGGUUCUUUUAUAUUAUCAUUGAAGGGAGAACAUUCAAUCGAGCUUCACAGCGAAACAAGUUCAUUCUGGAAAAUUCUUUUCCUUGGAGUAAGAAUUCUUAUAGAAGCUGAAAGAAUCAUCGAAUAUACUGAACUCAGGCCAAUGAGCUGUAUCAUAAUGGUUAUGUUCUUAUUCACAUGCUGUGUAAUUUUGUUGAAUAUACUAAUAGCACAGCUUAGUGAUACCUACCAAAAUGUACAACAAGAUGCUCAAAGAGGUUUAGAGGUCAAUAGAGCAUGGAUUGUUGCUAGAGUAGAACUCAAUAGUUUAUACUUAGGAAAGGAUCAUCGAACAUCUCACUAUAGAGAAAGUGAGCACAUUACAGAUGUCAGAGAAGUUCUUGAGAGAUGGGAAACACCACCUUUAAAUGAGAUGAAUAAAUAUAUACAAGACAUUAAUGAUAGCUUAGAUUCCCAUAAAAUGAAUUUAUUAACCGUCCGCAACAGACUUGCUCAUCAGGAAUCAACCCUUGGUAAAAUCCAAGAUCAACUAGAAUUGCUUAUAGAGUUACAAAGAGGAGAUAGCAAUCAACGUAAUAAGAAUACAGAAACAUCGCUUUCUGACAUUUUACGUGAAGUUGUUAAAGACGAUCAGCCAAUGAAGAAAAAUUCUAAAGAGAAUAGUGCAAGCUAGGAACUCCAAUAAACAGAAACAAUUAACUCGUUUUAUUGACUACGAAUAUACGUACCAGAGAAAUGGAUUUUAGUCUUGUCAUGAUUUGGAAAAUUGUUCUCCAUAGGAAAGGCU
This is a messenger RNA of Mytilus trossulus (common blue mussel), 2771 nucleotides long. Its product is annotated as transient receptor potential cation channel subfamily A member 1 homolog. Gene Ontology annotation, cellular component: plasma membrane. NCBI's taxonomy places the organism in Eukaryota, Metazoa, Mollusca, Bivalvia, Mytilida, Mytilidae. Bases 564 to 2657 code for a protein of 697 amino acids. The record is from RefSeq and is a predicted model, not a curated record. The transcript is spliced from 15 exons. Gene Ontology annotation, biological process: calcium ion import across plasma membrane. Gene Ontology annotation, molecular function: protein binding; calcium channel activity.